AAAAAACCUAAGCUUGUGCCAAACGCCAGUUGAAUGUCUUUAUGAUUAGUAGAUUUAAGAUUUUUGUCUUAAUAAUAUCAAAUUGAAUGAUAUGUUUGUUUUCAAUUUUAUCUUUCUGUGCGCAUUUAGAGAAAGUCCAUCCGUAUGUCCAUCAUUGAUUCAUGAUUUUACGGUGCUGUCCAUGUUACUCAUAUAAAAAACUGCGUUCAAAAAGGCGCUUGUCAAUAAUGUGAACUUCAUUCACUUUGAACUGUGUGAGAUUUUCAAUAUUUAUCAUCGCUCUUUGUUUUUCAGCAUGUCAAGCAGCCUCAAAAACCCUUUUAGAAGCUAUUGGAGAAAUCUACGAACCACAGUGGAGUGGCCAUGAUUUACUUUAUGUACAGACUCAAUCCGUAGAUGCGCUGUGGCAGGAAUUCAGUCACAAAUUGGCUGACCAGGUGCUAUUACCGCUCAACACGUAUCAAAGCCAGUUUCCAGAAAUGAGGAAGAAGAUCGAUAAGCGCAACCGCAAACUGAUAGACUACGACUCCCAACGACACAGUUUCCAAGCAUUGCAGGCGAACUCCUCGAAGCGCAGGGACGAAGUGAAGUUGCAGAGAGGUCGGGAACAGCUGGACGAGGCCAAACGUACUUACGAAAUGCUCAAUUCGGAAUUGCACGAUGAAUUGCCCGCCCUUUAUGACUCCAGAGUUUUGUUCUUAGUCACGAAUCUACAGUCGCUGUUCAAUUCUGAAGGCACUUUCCAUACGGAAGCGUCUAAGGUAUACAAUGAACUGGAAUCGAUAGUUGACAAACUAGCAACGGAUAGUCAGCGAGGAUCUUAUACUAUCAAGAAAACGAAUGGCACCACAGGAAGUCUCCCACGAUCUACAAUAUCAACUCUCAAAAACUCGUCCGAACUCAUCAUGAAUAAUUCUUUGGAUACAACACACACAACAAAACGAGCAACCACAGAUAACCUUCCUCCAGGCGUGCUAUACAGAGUUAAAGCUACAUACAAGUACAACCGAGAAGAUGUGGAUGAAUUGUCAUUCGAAGUUGGUGAAAUAAUUAAUGUCAUCGAAUAUGAUGAUCCGGAAGAACAGGAAGAAGGCUGGCUGAUGGGUGUAAAGGAAACUUCUGGCGAAAAAGGUAUGUUUCCGGCAAAUUUCACCAGGCCAUUGUAAAAGAACAACUAUUGUGGAUAUUUGGGCGGAAAUUCCAAAACCACUAUAUGAAAAGAAUCUGCAAGCGCCGGUUGCGUUAUUUUCAACGUCUGCGCGAGUAAGCGAAGUGCCUUGACCGUAUAUUUUUUAUAGUUUUUUAUGUUGAAUUUUAAUAUUGACUAAUAUAUUGUUAAUUUAUUGUUAUUACUUCAGAGAUUCUAUAUGUAUAUGUAUACACGUUACACGUUCUAAAAAUACUCGAUUGAGAACGAACAUGCAUUUUCUUUUAGGUAAAUUCUUGUUUAUAUUAAGUCAUGUUACACUAUAGAUUAAACUCUUCAUGUUACUAUUUACUUUCCAACAAUACAUAGACAUCGAUUUAUUGUGUAAUUGUAAGUUUGUGCUAAUGGAAAUCAGUGUUUCCAUUAAAACAAAUCUAAUCGUUCAUUAUUAUUUUUGACUUUGGGAGGUUAUUUAUCUCACAUUUUCACACUCAACGAAUAUAUGAAAUUUGUUUCGUUAUGAUUUCAAAGAUAAUUCUAUAUUAUGAGUCUGAGACUAUUAUUAAACAAGGUAGUAUUAAUGUGAGAAUAAUUCUGUCAGUUUUGGAAAGUAAAAAGUAAAAACUUUUAUAAUAAUUCUUUUCAUGUAAUACGAGUAAUCUCGCACUCUGUGAACAUUUUUACCUCCUGGCUUUUAUUAAAAUUUGCUCAAGAAUAUGUGUGAAGUGCAUCUAGUCAGAGUGGAUAUACUUAUAUAGAAAGGAUCUUCUGAUAGAAAAAACUUUUCGAAAAUGUUCAACAGUGCCACUUUUAUAGAACUUAUUGUUUUAUGUAUUGUUAACGCCUUAUACGAAAAUGGACCAUUUUAUAUAACGGAUCAAAUUUUACAUCGUAUUUUAUAUAGCUCGAAUACUGAUUGCUCUGUGGAUUGAAAAGUAAGCGUCUCAGGAACAGUUGAAAUUACUGACUAGUUUUUGCAUGAGCCGUGCAACUCAGCUGAAUGUGCCAUGCACAAAACGUAUGAAAUUUGACCACCAGUCAAUUUUAAAGAAAUAGUCAUAGUUCAUGUUGUGCUGAACAAAUGUUCCAAUAUGCACAAGGCCUAGAAAUACCUUCUAUUGGUGAUACAGAGUAUUAAAGUUUGGUGCCUUAACCCGUGCGUGUACGCCUUCCUGCACCAUUUUAUGAAAACUAUCUCUAGUCUAAUCAUAUUAGCAAAUUUCCCCAAAAUAAUUGUAAAGCCUUGUUUUAUUGGUGCAAGUUGUUCAAGGGGGUAUUUAGAACAUUGGCGC
Acanthoscelides obtectus is the source of this 2439-nucleotide messenger RNA. Lineage: Eukaryota; Metazoa; Arthropoda; Insecta; Coleoptera; Chrysomelidae. The record is from the annotation of a GenBank genome assembly.